UAAUGGCUUCUAAGUUUACUUCUCCGAGUUCUUUCUCUUCUUCUGUACCAGUAGAUCCUCUGAAUCAACUGACAAUGGCUGAUCUACCUGAGGUACUUCAAUUACUCAAAAGAUAUGGUUAUUUGGGAGUCGGUUACUAUGAUCUUGGUCUUAAUCUUGGUCUGUCCACUGCUUCACUGGAUGCUAUUAAAGAGAAUGAAAGACGUUUUAGCAUGUCUUCGUGAUUGUCUUAAAGUAUGGUUAGGCAAAGGCCACAAAGCUGAUAUUGUUCAGGAGAUUAAAGAUGACGAUCGUACUAUCUAUUCAUUGGUAUCAGCAUUAAAGAGGAUAGGAGAGAACGGAGUAGCUAAUGCAAUACAUAUGGAGAAGCAUCUUGCUUGUAGAAUUCUUGAUAAUUAUUCCUCAAACCAAUCUCUACUGUCUGUAUUACCUGAGCUGGCUAUACCUUUUUAUGAAGCAAAACUGAUAAAUCAGACAAUUUUUCAACCUUAUAGAGGAGGAGAAGUAGUACUGGAUCAAAUAAAAACAGCAGUUUGUGCUGAUUAUAGAAACCUUGAGGCAUUUGCUGAUAUUUUGUGUAAAUUUACAGCCACUGCUGAGAUAGGAGUUGCUAUCAUGAGAGACUACACCAUUUUGGGUGGCAAGAUGGCAUGGUGGAGAUGGCAGAAUGGAGUGAAUCGAAGGAAAACUCACUUUCUAGAGCUAGUUUAGAUGAUCUAGCUAUAUCAAUAGAAAGCCAAGGAACUGUCUUAACAAUUAUAUGAUUCCUGGAUUAAUAGACACUGGCAGUAAAGUGUAGGAGCAGCAAAAGCUCACUACAGUGAGUUGCUGCAUCCAAGUAUUUGUUGUUUCUAAGUAUUAGAGUUGGUAAUGUUGUUAUUUUAUACUUGUAUAUGACAAUUUAAUACUCAGAAACUGUUCCACAAACAUUUUGAAGGUUUUCUUUAUCUUACAGUAGACCCCUUUCCUGUAUAAAGCAGUAUAAAUAGCUACAAUGACAGUAUCUUUCCAGCAGAAUGUGAUUCCAUUGUUGAAAAACUUAGUAGCUUUCUAUUGAUAUAGCUAGAUCAUCUAAACUAGCUCUAGAAAGUGAGUUUUCCUUCGAUUCACUCCAUUCUGCCAUCUCCACCAUGCCAUCUUGCCACCCAAAAUGGCCGUGAAAUUAAAUGUGGGUGUAGUGUAAAUUAUGAAUAUGAUUAAAAGGCGUUAGUGAAAAAGGACUAUUAUAACAUAUACAUAUAGCUCCAAAUUUUUGUUGUUCAAAAAUUUCAACAAAUUUGUUAAGAAUUUUUGGUUGACAAAAUUUUAACGAGCGAAAUUUUUGCUUCAUGUGUUGGUCCUUGGAUUUAUAAUAUGACGAAGAUUUUAUUGACAAAAAUUAAUUUUAACAAGAAAUUAAGAUUUUGACAAAAUUUUUGACUGACGAAAAUUUCAAGUUGAGCUAUAUGCUAUACCAAUAACUAAUGAUUGUGUAUAGGAGAGGUUUUUUGGAGUGAUGAAGAGAAUGGUAAGAAUUAAUUUAAUUUAUAGCUUAUUAAUUAUUGUUAUCAAAGGACCCCUGAUUAAUCUUCCUAAAAGUCUCAUUUCAGAAUUUAAGUUGAUGCGAUUAAAGUUUGGGGAGACAUUUUUCAAUGUGGGAUCAAUCGUGAUGAACAACCCUCAGUCUCCAUCCAUUAACGAUAUUAAACGUGUACUGGGUAGAUACAGCAGUGCAUUAAAACCUCAGUUAGCUCAGUGUAAAGAUGUCCAUAACAUUCUACAAUUAGUACGUGAGAACAGUUCACUUGAUGAUAUUAGUGUGUUGGAGGUUCUUGUUAAUAAGUUCAAUAUUAAGGAGGUUAAGCCAGUUAUUAAGGAAUAUAAAGAAGCUAUUGAGGAGUUAAAAAUAAAACUUCGUCAAUUUUUGGAAAAAGAGCUUUUAAAAGCAUCAUCAGUACGUGUACUUGAGUCUGUUACGAUUGUCAUUGAUAAAGAUACUAGCUUUUCAGUACUUAAAGAUGUACAGAGACUGUCAUUAGCUGCAUUACCCUAUUGUAUGAGAUUAAAUGUCAUUAGAAGUGGUGGUAAUAUGCGGUGGGAAGAAUGGGAACCAGAAUCAUUAACUGAUACUUAUGUGGGCCCUACUGUACAAAGUAAAGAUACCUGCACACUAACAACUGAAGUACUAGGAGGAACAACAGAAAAGGAUGAAGAUCAAGUUAUAUUGCUACAGGAGAAAGUUGAAAGUAUUCAAAAGCAACUGGAGGAAGAAAAGGAACUUCAUGAAAAAGAGAAACAAUUUUAUGAACAAGUUAUAAAGAAAUAUGAAGAAGAAAUGCUUCAACAGAAAAGGAACCUCAUUCAAAAUGAAGAGAAAAUAGUAAUGCUUAUUCAACAACAUAAUGAUCACUUGAAACACAAGACAGAACAAUAUGAAGAAUUAAGAUCAGACUAUAAACUUACUCAAGAAGAACUUGUGGAACUACAAAAGUUGUUACAGGAAAAGAUACAAACAUCCUCCAUUCUCAUGAAACAGAAAUUAGCUGCUCUAAGAGAGAAAAAGGAAUUGCAAAGAAAGAUUGAUGAUCUUAAAAAAAAAUUAAAACUACAGCAAGUCAAAGAUCACAAGGAAGUAUCAAUUCAGUGUGAAUACACUAUCACUGAAUCAGACCUACCCACUACUCAUAAACAACUAGAGGAACUUGAAAAGAAGUUAAAGGAAGAGAUACAAACAUCCUCCAGUUUAAUGAAACAGAAACAAGUUACUCUAAGAGAGAAAGAGGAACUACAAAUAAAGAUUGAUGAUCUUCAACAAGAAUUAGCAGUCCGAGAUCAUAAGGAAGUAUUAGAACAAGCACCAGUAGAACAGAAAGAAGAGACUGAGAUAUUACAAGAGACUGAGACUGUACAUACAUGUACUUAUAUCAGUAAAGGUGACAUAUUAAAAUUAUCAGUGAUACUGGAACCAUUUGAAGAUGACUGGUAUCACAUUGGACUGUGUCUUGAAGUGAAGGAAUCAGUGUUAUUUGAAAUCAAAGAGAUGACACCAGUUGAUUCAAGAUUAACUCAUGUACUUGAGACCUGGUGUCAUGAGAAGGAUAGAACAAUAACUGAACUGAAGGACUCAUUGAAAAGAAUGGAUAGAGAUGAUAUACUUGAAGGUUUACAUGAAUUACCUACUGGACAAUAUACAAUGAAUAAUGAUGAAGAAUAUGAUAUUAAUGUAAAAGAUUCAAAUGAUGAAGUUGAGACUGAAAUUGAAACUGAAAACAAAGAAAUACAAACAACACCAACAACUGUUGACAAAGAAAUUCAGUUCAACUAUCUUGUACCAUCACAAGGUUAGUCCCUGUACUAUUAGUAACGUACAUGUAGUCUCAGGUCAACUUUGCAAAAAAUGAA
Amphimedon queenslandica is the source of this 3381-nucleotide messenger RNA. Its product is annotated as CAP-Gly domain-containing linker protein 1-like. The coding region runs from base 1496 to 3325 and encodes 609 amino acids. Gene Ontology annotation, molecular function: protein binding. The transcript has 13 exons. Gene Ontology annotation, biological process: signal transduction. The record is from RefSeq and is a predicted model, not a curated record. Lineage: Eukaryota; Metazoa; Porifera; Demospongiae; Haplosclerida; Niphatidae.